AUGUCUUCGUACGACUUCACCGACCGCGCGCAGGCCUCGGUCUCGGCUGCCGUCCAGCUGGCCAAGGACCACUCGCAUGCCCAGGUGGCGCCGGCUCACCUUGCGUUGGCGCUCCUCACCGACGACACGAGCAACUCGCAGGGCGUCCAGUCGACCAACGAGGCAUCGCAGUCGCUCUUCAAGAGCAUCUGCUCCAAGGCGGGCGUCGACGCCAAGCUCCUCGAGGACAAGCUGCGCGCCACGCUACGCAAGCUGCCCCAGCAGUCGCCGCCCCCGGACAAUAUGACGCUCUCGUCGGCCGCCGCCAAGGUGCUCAAGGAGGCAGAGAACCAGAAAAACACGCAGCGCGACGCCUACAUCGCCCAAGACCACAUCCUCCUCGCCCUCAUCGACGACGCCGGCAUCAAGCAGGCGCUCAAGGACGCUGGUCUCUCCAACGAACAGCUCAUCAAGACGGCCAUCACCCAGUCCCGCGGCGGCCGCCACAUCGACAGCAAGAGCGCCGAGGCGGGCUACGACGCCCUCGGCAAGUACUGCACCGACCUCACCGCUCUCGCCUCUGAGGGCUCCCUCGACCCCGUCAUUGGCCGCGACAACGAGAUCCGCCGCGCCGUCCGCGUCCUCUCGCGCCGCACCAAGAACAACGCCGUCCUGAUCGGCAGCCCGGGCGUGGGCAAGACGGCCAUCGUCGAGGGCCUCGCCCAGCGCGUCGUCGACCGCGACGUGCCGCCCAACCUGCUCGGCAAGAUCCUCAGCCUCGACAUGGGCGCCCUCAUGGCCGGCGCAAAGUACAAGGGAGAGUACGAGGAGCGCGUCAAGUCGGUCCUCUCGGACAUCGAAAAGAUGACGGCCGACGGCACGCCAUGCAUCCUGUUUAUCGACGAGAUGCACCUCCUCAUGGCGGGCCAGGGCAGCGACUCGGGCAUGGAUGCCGCCAACCUGCUCAAGCCGAUGCUGGCGCGCGGCAAGCUGCGCGUCAUUGGCUGCACCACGGCCAACGAGUACCGCAAGUACAUUGAAAAGGACGCCGCCCUCGAGCGCCGCUUCCAGAGCAUCCUCGUCGUCGAGCCCAGCGUCGAGGACUGCAUCGCCAUCCUGCGCGGCAUCCGCGACAAGUACGAGGUUCACCACGGCGUUCGCAUCCUCGACUCGGCCAUUGUCUCGGCGGCGCAGCUGGCCAAGCGCUAUCUGACCGACCGCCGGCUGCCCGACUCGGCCAUCGACCUGGUCGACGAGGCCUGCGCCGACGUCCGCGUCAGCCGCGAGACGGUGCCCGAGGAGGUCGACAAGCUCGAGCGCAAGCGCCUCCAGCUCGAGAUUGCCGUCCACGCACUCAGCCGCGAAAAGGACGCCGCCAGCAAGCAGUCGCUCGAGGACACCAAGAAGCAGAUCCAGGCCAUCGACGACGAGCUGGCGCCCAUCAAGGCGGCGUACGAGGCGCAGCGCGCAAAGGGCGACGAGAUCAACUCGGUCCGCCGCAAGAUUGAAGACAUCCGUGCCAAGAUUGCCGAGGCCGAGCGCCGCUACGACCUGGCUAUGGCGAGCGACCUCAAGUUCUACGCGCUGCCCGACCUGGAAAACAAGCUGCAGGCGCUGCAGGCGGCCGAGCGCAAGCGCGAAGAGGAGGGCAAGGACUCGGACAGCAACGCCGUCACGGCCGACUCGAUCGCCAACAUUGUCUCGCGCUGGACGGGCAUCCCCGUGUCGCGGAUGCUCGAGUCGGAGCGCACCAAGCUGCUGCGCCUCGAAAAGACGCUGGCCAAGGAGGUCAUCGGCCAGCAAGAGGCCGUCAAGAGCGUCGCCCAGGCCAUCCGCCUGUCGCGCUCCGGCCUGGCCGACGCCAACCGGCCGAUUGCGUCGUUCAUGUUUGCCGGGUCGAGCGGCUCGGGCAAGACGCUCCUCAGCCGCACGCUGGCCAAGUGCAUGUUCGACAGCGCCGACGCCAUGAUCCGCAUCGACUGCAGCGAGUACUCGGAGAAGCACAGCAUCGCCCGGCUGAUUGGCGCGCCGCCCGGCUACGUCGGCCACGAAGAGGGCGGCGUGCUGACCGAGGCGGUCCGUCGCAAGCCCUUCAGCAUCGUCCUCCUCGACGAGAUUGAAAAGGCCAGCCGCGAGUUUAUCCAGCUCUUCCUCGGCGUGCUCGACGAGGGCCGGCUGCAGGACAGCCAGGGUCGCCAGGUGUCGUUCCGCAACACGAUCAUCAUUAUGACGUCGAACCUGGGCUCGGCGUACAUCAACGAGGCGCAGGAGGACGAGAUGUCGGAGGCGACGCGCCAGCUGGUGCUCAACACGAUCAAGACGUCGCUGCCCAUCGAGUUUGUCAACCGCCUCGACUCGAUUGUCGUCUUCCAGCGCCUGAGCCGCAAGGACGUGCGCUCGAUUGUCGACGUGCGCAUCGCCGAGAUUGAGCAGCGGAUCCGCAACAACGGCGGCAAGGUGCGGCUGCAGCUCGACGACGGCGCGCGCGACUUCCUCGUCUCGACGGGCUUCUCACCCUCGAUGGGCGCGCGGCCGCUCAACCGCUCGAUCCAGAACGAGCUGCUGUCGCCGCUCUCGGUCCUCAUCCUCAGCGGACGCGUCAACAUCAAGGACGACGACGCGGUGCGCAUCACGUUUGACCCGCACAGGAACGGCCUCGUCGUCCACCCCAACCACGACGCGCCGCUGCGCGCCGACGGCGCCGACAUGGACCAGGACGACGAUGACGACGACAUGGUCGACGACGACGACGACUACCAGGGAGCCAGGAUCGAGGCCGAGCCCCUCGACUAG
Molecule: messenger RNA, 2772 nt
Organism: Pseudozyma flocculosa PF-1
Lineage: Eukaryota; Fungi; Basidiomycota; Ustilaginomycetes; Ustilaginales; Ustilaginaceae
Exons: 1
Coding region: 1-2772 (923 amino acids)
Biological process (GO): cellular response to heat
Cellular component (GO): cytosol; cytoplasm
Molecular function (GO): ATP binding; ATP hydrolysis activity
Source: RefSeq, a predicted model, not a curated record